Gavia stellata (red-throated loon) is the source of this 1122-nucleotide messenger RNA. RefSeq names its product serine/threonine kinase 32C (gene STK32C). The record is from RefSeq and is a predicted model, not a curated record. Gene Ontology annotation, molecular function: G protein-coupled receptor binding; G protein-coupled receptor kinase activity; ATP binding. The transcript has 10 exons. Gene Ontology annotation, biological process: G protein-coupled receptor signaling pathway; regulation of signal transduction; protein phosphorylation. Lineage: Eukaryota; Metazoa; Chordata; Aves; Gaviiformes; Gaviidae. The coding region runs from base 16 to 1122 and encodes 368 amino acids.
AGAGACACUGAGAAGAUGUAUGCCAUGAAGUACAUGAACAAACAGCAGUGCAUCGAAAGAGAUGAGGUUCGCAACGUGUUCAGAGAGCUGGAGAUCCUGCAGGAGAUCGAGCACGUGUUCCUGGUGAAUCUCUGGUACUCCUUCCAGGACGAGGAAGACAUGUUCAUGGUGGUGGACUUGCUUCUCGGCGGCGACCUGCGCUAUCAUCUGCAGCAAAACGUUCAGUUUACGGAAGAAACGGUCAAACUCUACAUCUGUGAGAUGGCGCUGGCUCUCGACUACCUGCGGAGUCAGCAUAUUAUCCACAGAGAUGUAAAACCAGACAACAUCCUCCUCGAUGAGCAAGGUCAUGCACAUUUAACAGAUUUUAAUAUUGCAACAAUAAUUAGGGACGGUGAAAGAGCAACUGCACUAGCUGGAACAAAGCCAUACAUGGCCCCGGAGAUUUUCCAUUCCUUCCUGAACGGCGGGACGGGCUACUCCUUUGAGGUUGAUUGGUGGUCGCUGGGAAUCAUGGCUUACGAACUGCUGCGGGGCUGGAGACCCUAUGACAUCCACUCCAACAACCCUGUGGAGUCUUUAAUUCAGCUCUUCAGUACUGUCAGCGUUCAGUACUCAUCUGCGUGGUCAAAAGAAAUGGUUGCUCUAUUAAGAAAGCUGCUGACGGUGAACCCUGAGCAUCGCUUUUCCUGCCUGGCUGAUGUUCAGGCCUCGGCGUACUUGUCUGGCGUGGUCUGGAGCGAUGUCUGCGAGAAGCACGUGGAGCCGGGCUUCGUCCCCAAUAAGGGCCGCCUGCACUGCGACCCCACCUUCGAGCUGGAGGAGAUGAUUCUGGAGUCGAGGCCCUUGCACAAGAAGAAGAAGAGGCUUGCAAAGAACAAGUCGAGAGAUAACAGCAAAGACAGCUCACAGUCCGAAAAUGACUAUCUCCAAGAAUGCCUUGAAGCUAUCCAGCAAGACUUUGUCAUCUUUAACAGAGAGAAGCUAAAGAAGAGCCAAGAGCAGACGAGCGAGUCCGUGUGUGUUCCCGAGACCACUGACGAAGCCGAGACGGAGGCCGAGUCUGAGACCUCCAACUUGAACAUGUGCAGCUCCGUCUGCUCCUCCGCAGGCAGCAGCUAG